UAUCACGCAUUGAAUGCACUCAUGGAAAUAUUUGCUGACACCCCGUUCACUGUUUUGGGAUUCCCCUGUAACCAGUUUGGUCUGCAGGAGCCCGAGGAAGAUCAUGAAACAUUGAAUGUGCUAAAGUACGUAAGACCAGGUGGCGGAUUUAUGCCAAAGUUCCCAGUGUUUAGCAAGUUGGAAGUGAAUGGAGUAGGUGAGGAUGCUCUCUUCACAUUUUUAAAGGAUUCCUGCCCCUGUGUCAACCCAGUUAUUGGCGAUCCAAAAAAAUUAUAUUGGUCUCCCAUCAAAGUGAACGAUAUCCGCUGGAACUUUGAAAAAUUCCUGGUCCUGGCUAAUGGAGUACCUUAUAAGAGGUAUGAGCUAAACACUCCCAUUAAAGAAGUGGAGAGAGACAUUGCAGGUCUCUUAAAAAUCCUACGUUAAUUCCAGUGAAAUCAGCAACAUCCUCCGUGGAGCAGAGACGUGAAAGGUCAGCCCUUUGCACACACAGAGACAGUGUGAAGAUCUCUUGGUAAAUGUGGACUCGCACCUGAGAUGUAUCUGAAGUGGUAGGAGAGAACACUCUGUGUUUCAGUGCAUUCACACAGAGGUGUCGUCACCUACUGGUCUCGUGCUGGCUGGCUGGCUGGAGGGACUCAGGAGGCCACUGUGCUCCUGCUGUUCACUGGACCCACAGGAAGAAAAAAAACAGGUGUUCCACAUUGAACUUAAUAAAUCUCUAAAAACUGUUCA
Molecule: messenger RNA, 735 nt
Organism: Lepisosteus oculatus (spotted gar)
Lineage: Eukaryota; Metazoa; Chordata; Actinopteri; Semionotiformes; Lepisosteidae
Gene: gpx9
Product: glutathione peroxidase 9
Biological process (GO): response to oxidative stress
Molecular function (GO): glutathione peroxidase activity
Source: RefSeq, a predicted model, not a curated record